UGACUCUCACGACACAACGAAAGUACAAGGAAUGUGCCGACGUGUUCAAUAAUGACUCAUUUAGUCAAAACAUGUGACUAUUACCAACCAAAAUGGCGGUACAAGCUUCAUCCAGGAAAACAAGCGCUACGAUGUAAUUUAUUGUCAAAAUGUCGGCUGAUGAGAAUGCAGGCCUGAAGAGUGGGGACGGAGACACAAAGCCGUCGCUGACCACACCAGCUACAACCACAUCAUCAUCAAGUCUAAGUCAAGGCAGCACUGCAACAGUAACAUCAAAACCUUCAUCAACUCCUCUUAAACCCAAUUACACUCUCAAAUUCACACUUGCCGGGCACACAAAGGCUGUUUCAUCAGUGAAGUUUAGUCCUAAUGGUGAAUGGCUGGCAAGCUCAUCUGCAGACAAAUUAAUAAAGAUUUGGGGUGCUUAUGAUGGCAAAUUUGAGAAAACAAUUAGCGGUCACAAAUUGGGUAUAUCAGAUGUAUCCUGGUCUACAGACAGUCGACUUCUUGUCAGUGCUUCCGACGACAAGACUCUCAAAAUCUGGGACUUUGCCACAGGCAAAAGUUUGAAGACUUUGAAAGGACACAGUAACUACGUAUUCUGCUGCAACUUCAAUCCCCAGUCUAAUCUGAUUGUUUCAGGAUCCUUUGACGAGAGUGUGAGGAUAUGGGAUGUCAAGACCGGCAAAUGUUUAAAAACAUUACCUGCACAUUCAGAUCCUGUCACUGCUGUUCAUUUCAACAGAGAUGGCUCCCUUAUAGUGUCAAGUAGUUACGACGGGUUAUGUCGUAUUUGGGACACAGCGUCUGGCCAGUGUUUGAAAACAUUGAUAGAUGAUGAUAAUCCUCCGGUCUCAUUUGUGAAGUUUUCUCCGAAUGGAAAAUAUAUCCUUGCAGCUACACUUGACAACACAUUAAAAUUAUGGGACUACAGUAAAGGGAAGUGUCUAAAGACAUACGUCGGUCAUAAGAACGAGAAGUACUGUAUAUUUGCCAACUUCUCAGUAACAGGGGGAAAGUGGAUCGUGUCGGGCUCGGAAGACAAUAUGGUGUACAUCUGGAAUCUGCAGACAAAAGAAAUCGUCCAGAAGCUCCAGGGACACACAGAUGUGGUGUUGUGUUGUGCCUGCCACCCAACGGAAAACAUCAUCGCAUCAGCUGCGCUGGAAAAUGACAAAACAAUAAAGCUAUGGCGGAGUGAUGUGUAAUAAAGGGACACUUUUCUACCGAGUUGAACAUAUAAUAUGGCAGCAAGACAAUUGUACCACCAUCAUCAGACCUGCCUGCUCAUCGCCCUGUGUGGGUGGAUUAUCUCCCUUGCCACACAGACUCCUCACAGAUGCAAAGGUUAUUUGUCAGAAGAGUUUGAGAUCGUACUGCUGUUCAAAUUUUUCCAGUCAUCUUAAUUCCUCUCCAAUUUCACAUGGCUAAUCUGCCAGAAUUGGGGAUCAGGUGGGCACAAUGGCUGCAGAGUUGUGGUUGUAUGGCCAUGGUUGAUAUAGCAUGUUAUAACCUAAUUCCUUGUGGCCAACCGGCUCUGGUUGAUACAGAAUGUUCUAACCAGUUUUCUCGAGACAUGAUGUACUUUGUCAUGAGCUCAACUCCCAGGAACAUUUUGACUUAUGUUAUUUACAACUGAAAGUGAACCCCAUGAUCAGGUGCUCUUGUUUUUACUUGCCACAAGGCAUCAAAUCGCUCGUCUCUACUCAACUUUGUCCUUGGGGAUAUUGUCAUCAACAGCCAGCACACUGAGGUGAAAAAUAAUUGGUUUGAGACAAACCUGAGCGGAAGUUGAGUGAGGUGUAUUCCUCCUGUACUGUACUGCCUGCUGGAGCUCACUCUUAAUAGUCUUGCUGAGAACUCGCACAAAUAACCAACUCUAAGCAUGUCUAAGCUGUCUCAAACAUAAAAUCAUGAUAAAUUAAUUCAGAUAUGCCAGACCUCUGUUUGUGAGAGGUCCAUCUGAUCAGAGUCUAUGAUCUUUUGUCAAUGUCCAAAUGAUGCCUCUAAACCAGCAGUCACUGUUAUAACUGCUUCCAUACUUCCCUAGGAAAUAUCCACCGUAUCAUGCCGACCAUGGCCCACUUGCACUCAGAGAUUGUGGUACUGGGACCUGUGUCCCCAAUAUGAAAUGGGUUUAAUAUGUCAACCAACCAACCAGAGAUUUCUCAUUGCAAAUUCUACUUUUAACUCAAGUUCUGAUAUAUUUUCAGAAGAGCUACCGUUUUUUCAUCCCACAAACAUUUUUUACUCCUAAAUUAAUUGAUUCAUCUUUUUUUUCCUUUGUCAAAAAAACGUAAGGAUGACAGUGACUAAACUGGUCCUUAGACCUUGUGAUGUUGAUGAAGAGACAGAGCUCAGUUUACUGAGGCAACAGCCUUCAUACAUUCUACCAGUAUCCAUUUCCUGGUGGCAAGUGAGUCAGCAAUAUAUGAUGAACUUGUUUUGAUAGAUAAAGAUACUACAUAAGUUUUGUGUCAUCUAUGUGAUGGGUUUGAUGCCGGUUCGCCCUGAUGUGUCUAUAGGUUUGUCCGCACCCCACCCAUGUUCCUGGGGUUCACAAAAAGUGGUAAUUGUUCAUAGGGCCAUGGGGGGGGGGGGGGGGCAGUCGUCUAAGGCGCCGCGAUUCGUUGUGCAGAGUUGCGUCCCUUGGGCACGCCAGAAACCUAUCAUUGUGGGUAC
Molecule: messenger RNA, 2682 nt
Organism: Haliotis rufescens (red abalone)
Lineage: Eukaryota; Metazoa; Mollusca; Gastropoda; Lepetellida; Haliotidae
Product: WD repeat-containing protein 5
Exons: 14
Coding region: 150-1208 (352 amino acids)
Cellular component (GO): Set1C/COMPASS complex
Molecular function (GO): histone binding
Source: RefSeq, a predicted model, not a curated record